UUUAAGGAAAUAAACUGUAGUUUUACUUUGUAGAAUGAAUGGCGUUCUUGAGAUCCCACUCACUUCUCAUACUGGUGAAGAAGAGUUUUUAGAAGUUGAAAAAGAUAAUCUGCCAGAAGCAGCAGAACUAAUUUAUGUAUUAAAAGCAGAGAAAUCUCCUCUUAGCGUUUGGCUACACGUUGCUAAAACCUAUCUAGAACAAGGUCAAUCUCUGGGACUAUGCCAAAUUCUUAGUGCCGCAACUGAACCAGAGAAUGCGAAACUUUAUUCAGGUUCGACAGCGGAUAAGAUCUCUUGCCUUACCACAUUGAGCGCUUACUAUUUGCAACUUGCUGAAAACGAAAAAGAUAGGACUCAGAGAGAAUCUUACAUUGAACAAGCUAUUAAUUAUAAUAAUCGAACUGGUCAACUUGAUAUGAAUAAUUUACAAUGUUGGCUUGGUCGAAUUGUUGUCGGUCUUAUAAAAGGUGAAUUUGAGGCCGCAAAAAAAUCCAUAGAGUUUGUUUUAAAAGAGCAUCCUGCUUGCGUGCCUGCUAAAUUAGGUCUUGCUUGUAUAUAUUAUAACUCCGGUGAAUAUUAUAAAGCGUUGGAAAUUUAUCGAGAGUGUUUAAAAUUAAAUCCGGGUGGCCCCGCUGAGCUUCGGUUGGGUAUUGGCCAGUGUCUACUGAAGUUAGGCAGAGUAGAUCUCGCGAGAAAAGCCCUUCAGCGCACGUUGAAUUUAAAACCGGACUGUGCAGGUGCCCUCGUAGCUCUCGGAACUUUAGAAAUUAACAGUAACGAGAAAGAUGGCCUUCUAAAAGGUUUAAGGCAUAUAAAAAAAGCUUAUGAGUUGGAGCCGAAGAAUUCGCUUGUGCUGAACAUUUUGGCGGAUCAUUUUUUUUUCAAAAAGGAAUACAGCAAAUCGUACAGUUUUGCCCUUGCCGCCGUGGAAAAUUCCGAAGCUCUGCCGGUCAAAGCGCUCAGUCACUAUUACUUGGGGCGUCUUUUCCAGCUUCACGGCGAUUUCACUUCGGCCUUCCAGCACUUUUACCGCUCCUGCUCGCUGGACAGUCAUCUUCUUCCUGCCCAGUAUGGCUUGGGGCAGAUGUACCUUUAUCGUAACGACCACGACAACGCUCGACAUUAUUUAGAGAAGGUGUUGGACGUCUGCAAGGACAAUUACGAGUGCACUAAACUUCUUGCGCAUUUAUAUUUUACGAAAAGCCCUGGAAAAGCUUACAAACUUAUUAAAAAAGUCACUGAAGCCUUUGAAAACGACGCGGAAGCGUGGGUGGACCGGGCCGUUCUGGCCGAGCAUGUCGAUAUUGAGGACGCCCUUCUUUCCUACGCAACGGCCUUAAAAAUAUACGAGAUACAAGGGAUCCAGCCAAUUCCUGAACUUUUAAACAAUAUGAGUGUUCUGCACUUCCACCGCGGAAACUUUGAAAAGUCGGUUGAGUGUCUUCUAUUGGGUUUACGUGCUAUUGAAGAGGACCAAUCAGAUGGAAAAACAUAUUUCGAGUUGAUAUCGGUGACCAUGACUUUCAACCUGGCACGUACUUACGAGGCUGCAGGGAAGUACGAGGAGGCGGAGGAUCUUUACAAGAAGAUUCUGAAAGAGCACCCCAACUAUGUGGACUGCUACUUGCGGCUCGGCAUCAUGGCGAGGGAUAAGGGGAAGCUCUUUGGCGCUUUUGAGUGGUUCAAAGACUCCUACGCCAUUAAUAGCGAGAAUCUUCUAACGCGCUCGUUGAUGGGCAGCCUGCACCUCGCGCGCUCAGAAUGGAAGGCCGCUCUGGAAACCUUCCAAGGCAUUCAAGCCUUGAAGCCAACGGACCAGUACUCUUGGGUUGCCAUCGGCAACAUAUGCUUGUCGUAUGCGCUGAUGUCGAAGAGUGAGAAGCAACAGAGAUAUUUUAAAAGCGCCUUGGAAAGCUUUCAGAGGGCUUUGAAGGCGGACCAGAGGAACUACUUUGCGGCAAACGGCGUAGGAGCCAUUCUGGCUGAACAGGGCGCUUUGGAUGAAGCGGGAGACGUUUUUUUACAGGUCCGGGAAGCCACUACCGACUUUCCCGACGUGUGGAUCAACCUUGCUAAUGUCUAUGUGGUUGCUAAUGUCUAUGUGGCUCAGAAAAAGUACGUGCAGGCCGUCAAAUUGUAUGAAAAUUGUAUGAAGAAGUUUUCCUUUUCCCAUAACGUUGAUCUUUUGACAUUGCUCUCUCGCGCUCAUUACAAGCACGGUAACUUUAAAGAGUCCCGACACGUGCUGACGAAGGCUUUACAUCUUUCGCCCCAGAAUUUAGAUCUGCAGUUCAACCUCGCGCUGGCGCACCAGCAGUGGUGCUUGUCACUACUUCGCUCUGGCGCAGUUGAGCCCGCCGAUAUUGUGACGGCCAAGAGAGAAAUAAAGCACUCUAUUCGGAUCUUCACAGUUCUCGCGUCCACAAAGCAGCAGUCUAAGUACUUGCACACUCCCAAGAGAGCGGCCGAGGAGUUCCGCUUGUCUCGAGACUUGUACAAAAAGGCGAAUCUUUCGUAUGUGAAAGCAAAGAAACGUGAGCACGCAGCAAGGGAGCUGCAGAGGGCCAUUGAGAAAAAAAAAGAGCAGCAAAAGGCCCAGCAGGAAGAAGAAGAGAAACGCCGUAAAGAGCUUCAAGAGAAAAACGAACUUUUUCUUAUAGAAGCGAGAAAUAAGAUUCUAGAAGAACAACAGCGCGUUCUUCAGGAGCAAUCACAAAAAAUGGCCGAGCAGUUGGUGAAGCGAAUCAAAUCUAAGAAAACAGUCGAUAGCGAUGAGGAUAUAGUCGACGUUGCCGACACCGAAAAAGUUGAGCGGACACCUCGUAAGAGAAAGCUUAGGCGGCGAGCUGACGCUGAAGAGACUGAAGAGCAACGAAGAACUCGGAAGUCACCUCCCGGUAAACGGCAGCGGCGUGAGCACAGACCUAAACUGGAGAAGUACAAGUCCAAGGACGAGGUCACAAACUCGGACGCCGAGCUCGAAUCGGAUAAUGAAGCUCUUCGCGAAGACAAGACAGAGGACGAGGGUUAGGAUUGGACCUUUUCACUCUGCCACAUUUUGCGUACAAAGUGGUUGUUAUUGUUACAACUCAGU
Molecule: messenger RNA, 3094 nt
Organism: Zophobas morio
Lineage: Eukaryota; Metazoa; Arthropoda; Insecta; Coleoptera; Tenebrionidae
Product: RNA polymerase-associated protein CTR9 homolog
Exons: 29
Coding region: 35-3031 (998 amino acids)
Biological process (GO): regulation of DNA-templated transcription; transcription elongation by RNA polymerase II
Cellular component (GO): Cdc73/Paf1 complex
Molecular function (GO): RNA polymerase II complex binding
Source: RefSeq, a predicted model, not a curated record